GCAGUGACCGAUUUGCUUUACUUAGCUUAGACUUCUCCUUCAACCUUCUCCCACUCAACACCCCCCCUUUCUUCCAGUUUUUCUCUCUCCUAAUUUCCCAGAAAAACCAAACAAAUCUUUAACCUUUUUCUUUCUGCAAAGAUAUUGGAGGAUUUGAGGCUUGCUGAGAGUUUGACAAGCUCAAGUUUGUUGGAUGCCAUUCUCAGUAAUGGACAAGAGGCAAGCAAAGGAUGUUGCAGAAUAUGGAAAGACCAAAUACACUCUCUUUAAAGAUGUAGAAGACUACCAGCCAGGUCUUUAUGAGAAGCGUCUUCCUUGCUUCGGCUGUGGAUUAGGGUGGUUUUCUUUCCUUUUAGGUUUCCUGUUUCCUCCGAUGUGGUUUUAUGCAACAUUCUUAUAUUUUGGGAACUACUACCGUAAAGAUCCAAGAGAACGAGCUGGUCUUGCUGCUUCCGCGAUAUUAGCUUUGAGUUGCUCUGUUGUGGUAUUAAUAGUUCUGCUCAUUCGGCUAUUCUUUUUCUCGUCAACAACAACAAUGUAAAUACACAUAGCAACUGCCAUCGAAAGAGGUGGUGACAGGAUAUAGAAGCAUACCUUUGGUGCAAGAUUGACCGAAUUUCGGGACAUACGAAAGCUGAAACAGAUAUAAUAAGAAUGUUAAUAGGCCAUUGUGUUAUUAUACUGUGCAGGCGUUCACAAAUAAAUAUUUAUACUGUGAAGGUUAGUGAGAAAUCAGUAGAUAAUUUGUGUGGAUCGUUUUACAUGUAGUUUACACACAAUUGAUGAAUUAAGUGUUGGUAAAUUGGCUGAGUGAUGGUAAAUUAUCCACCAUAUGUCCAUAUAUAUGAAGAGGUAUAACAAACAUGCAAGUGACUUAAACAUGCUCUUUUUGUUGUGGUUGUUGACUUAAACAUGCAA
This is a messenger RNA of Spinacia oleracea (spinach), 918 nucleotides long. Its product is annotated as 60S ribosomal protein L18a-like protein. The record is from RefSeq and is a predicted model, not a curated record. NCBI's taxonomy places the organism in Eukaryota, Viridiplantae, Streptophyta, Magnoliopsida, Caryophyllales, Amaranthaceae. The transcript is spliced from 5 exons. Bases 194 to 541 code for a protein of 115 amino acids.